Plasmodium adleri (nom. inval.) is the source of this 1137-nucleotide messenger RNA. RefSeq names its product chitinase. The record is from RefSeq and is a predicted model, not a curated record. Gene Ontology annotation, biological process: carbohydrate metabolic process. NCBI's taxonomy places the organism in Eukaryota, Apicomplexa, Aconoidasida, Haemosporida, Plasmodiidae. The transcript has a single exon. Gene Ontology annotation, molecular function: chitin binding. The coding region runs from base 1 to 1137 and encodes 378 amino acids.
AUGAAUUUUACUUUGAAAAAUUCAUUUUUAUUUAUUUGCUUACUGUGCUGUUUAUUGAGCACUUAUGUCCGUGUCAUUGAGGGACAUAGAGCACGACCCGGUGAAUCAAGAAAAAACCCAAGAGAAAUUAUAAAAACAUUUAAAGAGAGUGGUAAAGGAAUGAUUCAAGGUUAUUACCCAUCAUGGGUUUCUUAUAAUCAUAACUUGAAAGAUUUAAAUCCUAAUUUAAAUGUUGUACAUAUGUCUUUUGCUAAGAUGGAUUUAUCCUAUGACAGUAUAGAGAGUAUUGUUGGUUCUCCUUCACUUUUUAAGUCAUUAAUAGGUUUAGAAUAUAUAGGGUUAAACGAGUAUUUUAAUGAUGCCAUGAAUUUAAGAAAAGCUCGUCCAGAUAUUAUUAUGCUUUUAUCUCUUGGAGGAGAAACAUAUCAUCCAAGUUCAUUUGAAUCUGCUUUAAAUGCUGUUGAGAAAAUUGCAAAUUUAGUUGAUGAAUUAGGAUUUGAUGGAAUCGAUGUAGAUUAUGAGCCUAAUGGAUCUUUUGAUGGUUUGAACGAAAAAACGAAAGCUGAUUUUUUCGUACAAUAUGUAACAAAAUUGAGGGAAUAUAUGUGUGAUGAUAAAUUAAUUUCUAUAUCCCAAUCAUCUAAUGGAGCUUUAAGUUGUAUAGGGUUUAAUGAUCCUAAGAAAAUAUGUAUGGAUGAUGAAGCACCAUAUAAUUCAAAAUAUUUUAGUAAACCUGAUGUAAAAAAAGAGUUACUAAGAGCUGCACAAAUGGCUUCAGCUGGAGGAGCAAUAUAUUUAAUGAAUAAUUUAAAGGAUAUGAUUGAUAUGGUUUUUGUACAAACCUUUAAUUAUACAAAUUCUACAGAUUCAACAGUUAUGAAAGAAUUAUAUGAUUCUUAUGCUUAUUAUGGAAAGAAAUAUGAUUAUGUUAUUAUAAUGGGAUUUACUUUGAUGUUUCCUUCAACUCCUUUUAAUCCAAAUGAUAAAACGUUUGUAAAAACCAUUGGUGAUUUUGUAAAGACAGAAAAUAAAUUAAAUAAAAGAGCUGACGGAUUUGGAUUAUGGUCUUUAUCUUCUGAUAACGCUGUACAUAAUGAAAAAUUAGCAAUUGAAAAUUUCGUAGAAUCUUUACAUUAA